Pelagomonas calceolata is the source of this 7807-nucleotide messenger RNA. NCBI's taxonomy places the organism in Eukaryota, Pelagophyceae, Pelagomonadales, Pelagomonadaceae. The record is from the annotation of a GenBank genome assembly.
GAGCAAAGCUCUUCAGGCCGCUGUGCUGCCUCACACGCACACAGCCGAGUUACGAAUUACGUCGAUAAUUCAUCACUUUUUAUCGUACACCACGCCAUAACAACUGCGAAGUCUUGGGCCGCGUAGGAGAGCUGUGCACAACAGAGACCCGAAGGCGCACUCCACCAAAGCAUGGACGUCCCGGACACGCCCACGGCCGCCGAGGUGCCGCUCAAGGACACGCCCACGGAAGUCGACGACGACGCCGCCUCGGAUGCCAGUAGAGAGAGCUGGCCCGAUGUGACGGCUUUGGCCGCCCUCCCGGGCACCGCGUUUAGUGGAGAGGUCCACGCGCGGCGCGAUAACGCGCGCCUGGGCUGGCGCCGCUGCUCUGCGAUUGUGACGCGGGGCGACGGCGCCGCGGAGGCCUGUUUGCAGCUGACGGAAAAGACGACAUUGGUGAGAGAGCUCCAGCUGAGCAAUCUGUCCAUCUCAAUCGCGGAGAAGACCGGCGCCCUGGCGACGACGCCGCUCCAGGCCGCUCCCGGCGGGCGGCCCGCGUUUCGCAUCCGCGUCGAGGCGACGCCACCGCUAGAUCUGGGCUUUUGCGGUCCCGCGGCGGCGGCGGCGUCUACCCGUGAUAAGUGGCUCGCGGAGCUCGUGCUGGCGGGCUGUAUAGCGCCUCCUCCUGUAGCGUGCGGCGCCCUCGCUAUUAAACUGCGCGAGGGCGACACCGAUCGAGCCGAGGCGCUGGCGGCCGUCGGCCGGGCGCUGAUGACAGCGCGGCGCGUGCCCUUCCACGAGGACAUGGUGACCCUCGCGCGCGGGCGGCGGCCCGCGCUCGUCUGGCUCCGGGAGGGCGCUCAAGCCGCGGCUCGAGCCUGCGCGGCCGACGAUUCAAGGGUGGCGCGCGCGGCCUUUGGAGCCGCGGCGCACGUCGUCGACUUGAUAGAGGAGGAGGUCGCGGCGGACUGCGCCGUCGCGCUCUGCGGCGGCGCGCGGCGCGCGAGCCGCCGCGACGACGGCGCCGCCGCGCGCGAUGCGUGCGUCGCGCUCGAGGCAAUUAUAUCGUCUCCAACAUCGGUCGGCCGCGCCGCGCUGCUGCGCCUGGCGCGCGCGCCGCGCGCUUUGUUUGCCCUCGCUGGUUUAUUAAACGAGGAACGUCCCCCUACACCGGUCUGCAACAUUCUGGCAGCAACGCUCCACCGGAGGCGAAGUCUCGCACAACGAGGCGACGCAGCCUUCGCGCGCCUUUGUUGGACGCGCGUCACCCGGUUGCUGGAGGCGGGCGCCGAGGGCGCCGCGGCUUUGUGUGUUGCGUUAACACGGGCGUCGCGCAAGAAGGCGCGGACGGCGCUCGUCGACGACGCGUCGUUGGCGCCGGCGCUUGCGAAGGCGCUCCAAGGACAGGGGGAUCACGUCCUGGCGGUCGUAGCACUUAUCGGAGACGAUGCGGCGCUGAGCGAGCCGCCGCUUUCAUUAGAGACGGAAGGCGGUGGCGACGACGCGUCGUCCGACGACGACGCAGAACGAGCGGCGUGGUCGUCCGACGAGGGCGACACGCCUCCUCAAGUAGAGGGAGAGGCGUACGCUGUUGUGUUUGAAGGAGGAGGAGCGAGGGGACUGGGUCUAGAAUUGGCGGCGGGGCCCUGGUCUGACGGUGGUGUGGCGCCGUCCGUGCACCGCGCCAAUAGUUUUACGCGGCGCCAAGGUGUUGAGAGAGGCGAUUUGCUGGUCGAGGUGAACGGUAGAAGGGUCGAGUACUCAAUAGAGAAGGACGCAUCUUCUCAAAUAGUGAGGGAGGCCAUGGUCGCGGCGUGUGCGGCCGUCAGAGAUGCGCCGUGGCCGAAGCGGUUGGUGUUUCUGAGGAGACGGGCGGUCGAAGCACCUUAUAAGCGAGUAUCAGCAUCAGCUUCCGAGGCGAGACGUACAUUGACGGAGGCCGGGGUCGGUGAAGCAUGUGUGCGAAGAUUGGAAGAAGAACAAUCUAGGUUGAGUUGCGACGCGUGCGCGGCUUUAGCGAGGGAGCUGUCUCCUGAUUUACGGGAGAGAGCUGUGUCAGUGGCGGCGCAGAUGGACCAUUUAGCAGCUGCUAGGCUGGUCGCGGCCUGCCUUCCGCAUGAUGCUGACCAUGAUGACGACGCCGGCGUGGCUGGCGCGUUCCCGACGGACGACGAGCACUUUUUUUGGGGCGAUGUUAUACAGAGAAGGAACGCAUCUUCCCUCAAUGUUAUGUUAGAAGAAGGACCGUUGGGAUGCGUCGUGGAGGUGCACCGGUGCGAUCAGGGGGUGAGGUGCUGCCGCGUCGCCUCGGUCAAAGAGGGGUCCCGCGCGGCACAUGCGGGCGUGCUGGUGAAUGAUGUUGUGGAGGCCGCGAACGGCUACGCCCCGCCUUUUGAGAGUGACGAGGAGGAUGCCCUAUCGACCUUCUUCGCGGGCCUGGGCUUUCCGCUCCGGCUGUCGUUGCGGCGCCGUUCCGAGAAUUGCGACGAAGCUCCUCCAAAAAGGGAAGAAGAAGGCGACGCUCUGGAACUACCAGAACCCUUCCUCAAGAAAUGUAUAGCGGAGCUCCUCUAUACCAGUGAAGGCGCCGCCGUCGCGUGUAAAAUUAUUGAAAGGGCAGAACCGCGAGAAAUCAUCUACCAGAGGUGCAUGGACGUGCGCACGGCGACGGCCCACGCCGUCGCCGUCGAGCCGGGCCGCGUCCAGUCAUUAGCUUCGUGGACGCCCGACGACGAGGACCCCACGGUCUCGCGGGACGAGGCGGCGUCGCGCGUCCCGCUCGCCGACGCCGAGGAAUCAGAAGACAUACCUCUCGUGCGGGACGCGCCGCGCGUCCUCUCCGCGUCGACCCAGCCGUCGUACGUCGACGGCGGUACUAUGAUAGAUGAGGAGGAAUCUGUGGUUGUCCCGGGGUCGGCCUUGUCUCGAUUGCUCGAGCUGGCGACGGGCGACGACCUGGCGUUCGGUGCCGGCGAGGCCGCGGCGCGGCGAGACACCGAGGACCAGUUCGUGCGUAUUGCUGCGCUGCGGGCGCUUGCGGCCUUGUGCCGCGGGAACGCCCGCAUUGCAGAGGCCACGGUCGUCGAGGGGUCCCUGCCGCGCGUCGUCGCGUUGGUGGGCGGCGCGCGGGGCGGCGCCGUCGCGGCGGCGGCGUGCGGGUGCCUGGCCGCGGUCGCGGGAGCGUAUCACGAGUGGAGCCCGUCGGGAGCCUGCGCGUCCUUAAAAUGGCUCCUGCGGCCCGUCGCGCCGCGGACGCGGAAGCGGAGGGUUAUUGAAGAUGCGGCGCCGGGCGCCGUGGGCCCGCCGCCCAUGUCUUCGUCUCAGUCACUCGUCGGCGCGUGGUCCGUCGACGCGCGGCGCUGCAAGGAGGCGGCCCUCGCAUUACUACACGUCGUCGCGCGCCGGUCGGAAACCGACGCGCACGACGCGCACCUCUCGGGCGCGCUGGACGCGGCCUGCGGAACAUUUCUGGGCACGGAACAUACUGAGAACGUGUUGUUGAUGUGCGCAAGCGUCUCUACGAACUUGAUCGGCCCGGAGUGCCUCGCUAGCAUCGCCUCCGUUCUCGACCCGAAUCUCCCGGGAGGCAGCGCCUGGGGGGACCGCGAGGUCGCGCGCCUGGGGGGCGACGUGCUCAAGCUCGUCGCGUCGGGCGGGGGGGCGGCGCGCCUCGCGGCGGCGCCCGGCGCCGUCGCGGCACUCGUGCGCCACGCAUCCGUGCACCCGGCCUGGGAUUCGAUCCGCGCCGUCGCGGAGUUGGCGGAGGCGGAGCCGCUCGCCGUGGCGGCGACGGGCAGCCUGCUGGGGGCCGCGAUCGCCGCGGCCUUUGAGCUGAACGCGGCCGACGACGCGCUGCUGGCCUUCGAGCGGUGCCGCGCCGCUUCUGGCCCUCGGGCGGCCGACGAGGUCGUGGAGGCGGCCGCGGCCGCGGCGGAAGGCGCGCCGGCGGCGCUCGCCCGGCGCUGCGCUUCUGGCGACGACGCCGCGUACAUCCUGGCGAGGGCGGCGCCGGCCGGCCGGCGGCGCGACGUUCUGGACCGCCUGCGCAGAGGACCCGCGCGCGCUGGCCCCGCUCGUCAUGGGUGACCGGACGUCGGCGUGCGUCGCGCGCGCGUCGCGGGCCAUCGUCGCCGGCCUAGAAAAGGACGCGUUCGCCGAGGCGUGCCGCGCCUUUCCGUUCGAGGCCGUCGCCGCCGCGGCGCGGGCGCUCGCGGAGGCGGCCGGCCCCGACGCCGUCGCGGCGCUCGCGGCGCUGGACGCGCGCGGUUUGCUCACGGAUCUGGGCCCCGUACUCGCGCGGUCGCGGUGCCGCGCGCUCACGUCAUCAGACGAAUCGACGCGGGCGGCGGGCGUCCGCGCGUGCGGCGACGACGUGAUCGCGCGGGCCGCGGCCACGGCGGCGGGGGCCUGCCACGCCGAAGCGCUGGACCGGGCCGCGGCGCACGCGCAGCGACCGAGCGUCUCCAAGGAGGCGGCGGCCCUCUGCGCGCUCGAAGCCAUCUUGACCUUCGGUACAAGUGCGCGCCGGACCGUUACGACGGACGUGGACGCCGCUCUAGAAGCGCGCCUCGGCGACGAGAGUGACGCGGCGCUCGGGUGCUUUGCGCUGCUGGCGGCCGGCGACGCGGCGCGGGCGCGCGUUUAUUCAAGGGCGGCGGUCGUGGACGAAGUUGUGAGGCGGUUGGAGGACGACCGGUCGCUGGCGGCGGCGCGGUGCGCGGCGGCGCUGGCGUUCUGCGCGGCGCCGGGCGACGCGCUCGGCCCCGCCGUCGCGGCGGCGCUCGUCGCCGUCACGCUGCCCGCGAGCCCGCCGCUGGUCCAGGACGACGUCUCCGUCUCCUUAGACGAGCUGCCGCCGCACCUGGCGCAGGUCAUCGGCAAGAAGGUGGUCAUUCCCAUGCAGCAGGGUGGCGGCUACGGCGUCGUCGCGUGCAUCCAGGACGGCAUCUGCGAGGUGGCGGUCCAAGGGAGCGACCCGGAGGAGUUCGUCACGUCGUACAUCGACGAGCUCGUCAUGGCCGACGGCACGAAGUUGUACGUGCCGCCGGCCGCGGAAUCCGGCGCGUCCAGCGAGUCCGAGGCCGCGGCCGAGGCCGCCGAUCCGCCCGCCGCCGAAGCGCGCGAGUCGAGCGACGACGAGGCGCCGCCGCCUCCAGCCGAGGAGGCGGGCGAGCUGGACGAAGAUAGCAUCGGCGUCUCACGCACCCCGCGAGGGCGGCCUACCGCAUGGCCGCGCGCGGCGCGCUCGUCGCGUCGCCGGAGUUGGUCCGUCGGCUCGCGCGCCUCGUGCGCCUCUACAAGGACGAGGCGCAUUGCGUCGGUGAGGGGGCCGCGGCGCGCGCGCUCGCCCAGGUCGUCGACGCCCAGACGAUCAGCGACGAGGGCUUGCUGGGCACGAUCCUGGACGAGGCCGUCCUGCCGCACCUGGCGCGGCCCUGCGCGGCCGUCGUGCUCGCCGCGCUCGCGCGCGCGGCCGUCGCAAGCGACAACAGGGCGGCGCUGCGCCCGGCGCUCGCGGGGCGCCUCAUUCCACUGGAGGAUGCCGCGCCGACGUGCGACCCCAUCCGCGUCCUGCUGGAGACCGCCUCCACCAUCGGCUUUCGCCCGGGCUACUUCGACGCGCCCCCGGAGGCGCCGGCGGCGCCCCAGCGAGCGGCGCUGUUGACGUGGCUGCACGAGCACGUGUCGGACGAGGCGCGGCGGGUGUUCGUGCUGCGGGCGUGCGACGGCCUCGACGACCUGGCGGCGACACCCGACGCGGAGGACGUCCUGUCGCUGGACACGUGGCCGGCGCUGGCGGCGCUUCCUACGGGCGCUCGCGGCGCUGCGGGGCGAGGCGCCGGCGGACGAGGAGGACGAGGCGGAGCCGCCGGAAGUGGAGCUCGAAGUGGACUCGGACGCGGAGGAGGAGGCCGGCGACGCGGAGGAGGAGGAGGACGACGAGGAGGACGACGAGGAAGAGGACGAGGCCCUCGCGGCGGCGCUGGCCGCGUCGCGGCGGUCGCUCGCGGAGGAGGACCAGCGGCGCUUGCGGGCGGUCGCCGCGGCGUCGCUGGGCGCCGUCGAGGCGACGCCCGUGCCCGACGGCGUGCCCGACGGCUACGACGCGGCGGCGGCCGUCGAGGCGCUCUCCGUGGGACCGCUGCCCGAGCUGCCGCGGUCGUCGUCGCUCCAGCGCGUCGCCGCGUCGGACGCGCUCGACGAGGCGUCGGGUCCCGCCGCGCCGCGGUCCCGGAGGACGAGCCUACGUCCGCCGAUGCCGCGCGACGCCAAUUGGAGGCUGAUGCUGCCGAUGCACUGGCGGGUCUGGAGGCUGAGGCGAAUCCCACAGAAACGCCCGCGCCCGAAGCAACGGCGCCCGAGCCACCGACGCCCGAGCCCGCGCCCGAGCCAGAGCCGGCGGCCGAGCCCGCGCCGGCGCCGGCGCCUCCCGUGGAGCUGACCGAGGCGGCCCUCGAGGCCGCGCUGCAGCGCCGCCGCGCGGCCCGCGCGGCCGCGGCGCGCGCCGCCGCCGCCCGCCGCGCCGGCGCCGGCCAGCGGCCCGGCGCCGGCGCCGCAGGCGCCGUCGCCCGCGCCGUCGAGCCGCCGGAGCACGCUCGACUCCGAGUUCGGCGAGGACCUGCAGGCGGAGCUGCGCCAGCUCGAGCUCGAGAUGGCCGGCGGCGGGGCCACCGAGGCGCCGCCCGCGGCCGCGCCCGCGCCGCCCGCGCCGCCAGAGCCAGUACCUACGCCGCCGCCGGAGCCAGCACCUACGCCACCGCCGCAAGCGCCACCGCCGCCGGCCUCCGCGCCGCCGCCCGCGGAAUCGACGCCGCCACUACCGGCCGCGCCGGAGCCCGAGGAGUCAGAGCCGGAGUACGCGUCCGACGCGUCGAGCGAGUUCUCCCAGGAGCCGCUGCCGGCGGCCACGGCCCCGCCCGCCUACGACGAGGCCGCGCUGCCGCCGCCGCCGGCGUACUUUACGCUGGCGCCGCCGCCGCAGUCGCCCGCGGCCGAGGCGGACGAAGCCGCGCCCAACCCCUUCGAAGGCGACUCCGACUCGAGCUCCGAGUGGUCGCAGGAGCCGCUCCCAGUCGAUGAGGCGGCGACCGUGGAGGAGCCCGCGUUACCGCCGCCGCCGGCCUACUUCGCGCUGGCGGCGCCGCAGCCGGCGCCCGCGCCACCCAGCUACUCUGCGCUCGCCCCGCCGCUGGAGCCCGUCGCCGAGGCGCCCGAGGAGCCGCGGGAAGAAGAGGACGACGCCGCGUACGAGUCCGAGGCCUCGUCGGUCUGGAGCCAGGAGCCCGGCGGCCCGGACCACGCCGUCGAGGAGCCCGCGUUACCGCCGCCGCCGGCCUGGGACUCGCUCAUGCGGCCCCCCGAGCAUGUGCCGUCGCGACCGAACCCCGAGUCGGAGCGCGAGCGGGCGCCGCCGGCGCCACCAAACUACUCGUCGCUGCCGGUCUCGCCCGCGCCGCCCGCAACGCCAGUGCCACCCGCCGCGCCGCCCGUGCCGCCCGUGCCGCCGCUGCCACAACUGGCGCCGAACCCGUUCGACGACGCGCCGGAGGAGGAGGACGCCGACCUGGCGCGGGCGCUGGCCGCGUCGCGCGCCGACAUGAGCGCCGACAUGUCGCGCGACGAGGCGCUCGCGCGCGCCCUGGCGCAGGACGACGCUCCGCCUCCGGCUGCGCCGGAGGACGCGGCCCUGGCCCAGCAGCUGGCCGACGAGGCCCUCGCGCGCCAGCUCGCGGAUCAAUUCGCGGCCGAGGAGGCGGCGUCGAGCCCAGCGCCGGCGUCGCCGGCGCCGCGCGCGCGGAAGAAGAAUGCGAUUCGGUUGUUUUAA